CAAAACCAAGCACGAACAAAAAAAAACAGUGCAUCGCGUCUGGUUUAAAGCGGAUAGAUUGCAAUUUUCACAAUAAAUUGAAAUAAUUUCCCGCAAAAAAAUUGUUUAAUAUGUGGUAAAAACGGUGCUAUUCCAUAUAAUUAUAAAUGUUUGUUAGUCAUUUGUUCGUAUUCUGUCCAUUCAUAGUGAAACACGUCCAAUUUUUUUUCUGUUCUUCGACCGAUUGUAAUUAAGACGAAAUGCAUUCCCUUUGUUUUUAAAAUGAAAACAAGUGUUAUUUUGGGUGUUAAAUGAGUAGGGAAAAAUGAAGCAGCAACCAGAACAGGGUAAAGACACAUUAUUGUCGAUGACUCAACCGCAGUCGGCAAACGGCGAUGAAAUUACCAAUGGAAACAGUUCAAUUAUUGAGUUCUUGAAUCAGGAGCAAAAGUGUUUAAUUCCCACGGAGAAUGAUUUAACGAGUGAAGUGGAUGUAGACAGUCUAUUCGAGGAGAUAAAUCGAUUAUCAGACGAGUCAGAUGAGAGAAGUGUCGAUGAAAUUCUGCGAGAAGCUGAAUUAUUGCUAUCAAAACAGCAACAAAUUGAAUCCGAUUUAAAUCGUAGCGAACGUGAUGAAGAUGACCGCGAUGAGAAAGAUGUGGACGAAGCCCGCGAAUCGAAUGGGUUGAGUGAAAGUGUCAUUUCGUAUAAUACAUGGCAUUUCAAUGAGCCUUUGGAGACAAUAUCGGAGAAAACAACACCGCGAACAACAAAGUCGCAGAGUAGCGACAGUCGAGAUGAGCAAACACUGCAGACAAUUGACGACCUGGAAUCCGAUGGACACAGAGACCAAGUUCGUACGUCACAUCGUACGAAAAUAGCCACACCGACCAAGAACGCAAAUCAGAAACGUAAAUCCGAACCACAGCAGCCAAUUGCAGCAUUACACGCACACAUUGCGGUCGAUGAAUCAACAACACUCGAACUGGAAAUACCGGAUAAAAAGUCUCCCGAAUCGACAGCGAUAAUCGUAAAUGAACUUGAAAACAAUGAUCGAGUGAACGGCAAUGGUGUUAGCCGUGAUAACGAUUUGCCAAAGACCUGUUACAAAAUCGAAGCGAAUGAGUACGAAGACGAAAAUGGUGCGAUGUCGCUGCCAAUUUUAUCGAAACCACGAUCGAGCCGUUUGUCUUCAGUUGCUACACUUGUUUCGCCCACGACACCGAUCAUUUCGGCGAUAUCAGCGUCCAGCUCAUUCUCGUGGACACGCGAACGUGCACUUGAGCAGCAAAUUGAUAGCUUGCAAGAAACUUUAAAAGACACCGAAGAAAGGCUGCAUAGUUUGCGCUUGCAGUACGACAAUGUGUCGCACAUGCAUCGAUCGAUGCGAGAUAGAAAUCAUCAAAUGCAGGAGGAAAUGGAUCGACUGAAAAUUGACGCGCAACACCUACGUGACUGUGCCAAUAUACUCCGAAAUGAACUGCAAGCUGCGCGAAAAGAUCGCGUCGAUGCUCUUGAGGUACAGACCAUGCUACAACGCGAACUGGACACAGCCCGGGAAGAAAAGCGUCGUGCUACCGAGGAAGUUGGGUCAAAUGAGCGCCAAAUAUUGGAUUUGCAACGACAAUGCAAAGAAAUGGAACGCAUUUUGGCACGCAAAAAUCCAGACGCCAUGCACAUGCUGUUGGGACCAGGAGCAAAGAAAGCUGAAGAUCAAGCCCAAAUGGCGACCGCUCGCCGUCAUUUAGAACAACGGAUUGCGCAACUCGAAAACGAUGCCAAAGAACAAGAUCGCAAGGCCCAACUUAUAUUAGCUAACGUUCAAUCACGCUUCAGUUCGGUGCAAUCAAAGUAUGAAACGCACAUCAGUGACUUAGAAACGCAAGUGCUAAGUUUGCAGCAAAUAAAUCAGAUCUUGCAUGAGAAAAUUGAAGCGCAAGCUCAGCUGAAAUCGCCCAAUAACAAUUAUAUGAUUGAUCAGCAGUCGUGUGGCACUCAAACGCUGCCGUUUGCCGAUAAGAUGUCUUGCAUAACAGCCAGUGUAUGUACGCAAACGGAACCAAAAUCACCGACCGUUUCUCCAGCACCGAAGGCACCCACCAGAAAGCCGGUAAAAUCGGUCACUUCGACAAAGGAAGAGACACAUCUUCUGGCAACAGUCCGAGGGAUGCGCGUCGAUUUGGUAAUCAAAGAAAAGGCAUUGCAACGUCUGACUCGUGAGCUUGACGAUUGCAAGAAAACGAUAAAAAAACUUCAAAAGGAGAAUGAAAGUAAUCGCGGUGAUAAGGCUACAAAGAAACCAUACGAUCCGGCACAGUUCACCGAAAAAUCCAAUCCGUCUAAUGCUCAAUUACAGGAAAAAAUCAAAUUACUUGAAAUGGACUACAAAUCGCUACACGAUAAGCGACUGCAAGAUUUGAAGAUUUUGCAGUCAGCGCAUGAACGCGAACUAUCUGCCAACAAGGAGACCGUCCGUCUUUUGGAACAGCGUUUAGCGGAACGUGAUGAGGCGUUUGCCAUCAUUCAGAAACACAAUAAAAUCCCGAUCGAUUAUUUUGCGUUGAAGGCGAAGGUGUCAUCGCUUGAACGAAGACACACUGAACGUGAGCAGCGGCUUCAUAUUUUAGUUGAUGCACUGAGCAAGGGCCGUCUUACUGGGUCAUUUGAUCAACGUGAAGGUUCUUAACUAUACAUCGAUGGAAACUGCCUGGCUCGAGAGAAAGAGUUUACGAAAGCGUGAGCAUUUUAUCAUGUACGAGUUUCGAAAUCCCAAAUUCCAGGCCGAAUUUCGUUGCGCGGCGAAAAUUAUCCAGAUAAAUAAAUGUCUUAAAUAGUAUGUAGUUGAAUUUAAGAUCUGUGUGAAAUGAACAAUACAAUUUUUUUCUUGCAUUUACUCUAUAUUUUGAUCUCAGUUCCAAUGUAGGACUUUACCUUGACCAAAGAUUAUUACUUUUUCCUUAUUUGAAUGAUAUUUUUUUUAUUUUCAAAACUUUAUCAAAUAGACAAUGAGUAAUGAAUAAAUGACUCGAUAAAAUCACUUAAAA
Molecule: messenger RNA, 3023 nt
Organism: Sitodiplosis mosellana (orange wheat blossom midge)
Lineage: Eukaryota; Metazoa; Arthropoda; Insecta; Diptera; Cecidomyiidae
Exons: 7
Coding region: 305-2665 (786 amino acids)
Biological process (GO): cilium assembly
Cellular component (GO): centriole; axonemal microtubule; centrosome
Source: RefSeq, a predicted model, not a curated record